GUCCGGAAUUUCCGGGCGGCGUCGCCAUUUUGACUUCCCGACCUUGGCCUGGGGCUGAUAGCUCUCUACAUCCCGCACCGUGCCGACAUGUCUGCACUGAAGCCGCUGCUGCUAAGGGGCCUGACAGCCCCAGCUCGGCGGGUCCUCGUGCCGCGCGCCCAGAUCAACUCUAAGCCCCCGCGGGAGCAGCUCGGGACCAUGGAUUACAUCAUUGGGCUCACCUCCUGCUUCGUGUGCUUCCUCGGGCCAGCGGGCUGGGUCAUGGCACACAUGGAGAACUACAAGAAGCGGGAGUGAAGGGGGCAGCCCUCUCUCUCUGUCUGCGUCCUGACCACCCCCGGCCCAUCUGAUCAUGUCUCCUGCAUUCCUGGCCGGCCCUCCCUGGAUCAUGUCCUUCAGUUACAGUGACCUCUUCUGCAAUCAUGACCUCUCCAUGGUGACAUCCUGGGACCACGUAUAUUGGCUUAUAAGGCUCUGCUUGGUGGGGCCCCGACUUGUAACAAUAAAGUCUAUUUAAACCUUACUUUAGAAAUUCAUUUUGCUUUUUGCCUGGGCUCCUGCCUCCAGACUUGAGCUGAGGAUGGUGUUG
Molecule: messenger RNA, 589 nt
Organism: Trichechus manatus latirostris (Florida manatee)
Lineage: Eukaryota; Metazoa; Chordata; Mammalia; Sirenia; Trichechidae
Product: cytochrome c oxidase subunit 8A, mitochondrial
Exons: 2
Coding region: 88-297 (69 amino acids)
Biological process (GO): mitochondrial electron transport, cytochrome c to oxygen
Cellular component (GO): mitochondrion
Source: RefSeq, a predicted model, not a curated record